UCUGAUGCCGGCCACAUUACCGCAUUAGCCUGACACCCGAUUUCAAUGAUAUCAUUCUCGUGUGCACUGUGAUGUCUGUCAGCCUCUCUCGAGGUUGACAGUGGUAAGGACUAGCUAUCUAUAUAAACAUGAAAAGUUCGUUCUGAUUUCUCAAGAUCCCCCACCAUGAAUCAAGAACAAGCCGGUAUUCGAGGUCUCCGCUUACAGUCAUAUGUACACCCUCUCGCCGCCCUCCCUCACGAUGAUAUAGGGUUCCAAAACGACAUUAUCUCGAUCUUUUUCGACAUGGUCGUAAUUUGCUUUGUAUCGGCUACAGGAAUAACGAUUGCUUCCCCGUUCGACCUACCUAUGAAAUGGAAGAUGUUGUGCGCCGGUAUGAUAGCAGCUGUCCUUCUAUAUGGAAUAUCGCGGCACAACGACGCAUGCUACAAUAGGGUAGUGCGGAAAUAUAGCAUCGCAGAGUGGUACUGGAGGUCGUCGAGAGAACUUCGGAAUGAACAUCCCUCGUUAUAUUACGACUUGGUUUCAGCCCAACGAUUCCUGAAUCAGAUUUCCUCCUGGAAUUGGUUCGAGCGUCUGUUCUACGGAACAAUCCGCUUCUAUUCUCUUCGGCAACACGCCAACACCCUCUUUCACAUCCUUCCAAAUUCAUGUUCUUUUUUCGAACCUCAGGAGGGGGUACUACAUCGCCCAAGAGACGUCCCUUCACAGGCAUACUACUUGAGUGUUGCCCUUCCCGAACCACCUUGGCCAGGCCCCGUUGCUCAAGCAGGCCCCGUUGCUCAAGCAGGCCAAGGUGCUCAAGCAGGCCCCGCUCCUUAACCAGCCCCCGCUCCUCAACCAGCCCCCCCGCUCCUCCUCGUCAAGUGGUUAUUCCACAGCUUAGUCAGCACGUAGACUAGGUUUCGCC
Messenger RNA from Suillus subalutaceus, 910 nucleotides. RefSeq lists its product as uncharacterized. NCBI's taxonomy places the organism in Eukaryota, Fungi, Basidiomycota, Agaricomycetes, Boletales, Suillaceae. The coding region runs from base 166 to 822 and encodes 218 amino acids. The record is from RefSeq and is a predicted model, not a curated record. The transcript has 3 exons.